AUGGAGCAAAAACAUCAGGAUGUUAUAAAAAAGAACUACUCGACCCUGGUAAAGAAAAUAAGGACCUCCACGGUUGCCAGACAUCUUUAUGACUCUAACAUUAUCACAGACGAAAUGAAGCAACAAAUUGAGACUGAGAAGACCAAUUACGAUCAAAACAGAAAACUACUCAGCAUCAUUCUUCGGAGAGGACAGAAGGCUUUUAGAGGUCUCCGAAUGGCGCUGAUGAAAGCCGGCCAAACAGAUUUAUCCAAGCUUCUCACUGACAGCGAAGAUGCCAUGUCCGGGUACGAUAAGAAAUUAGCUAUGGCCAGAUCCUUAGCUGUAAACACGGCCAAAAAUCAGUAUGCUGAAAGCAAACCAAAGAGUGAUUCUGUAGCACGACAAAUAUCUCAAGAUGAGCGAUGCAGAAUCAAUCUGGAUGGUGAACUUUUCCUCACAGCCGUGUCUUUCAAAGACAGAAUCAAUAUACACAUCCGUCAGUUUACAGCAGCCAACAAUGGUCUGAUACCCACAAAGAAGGGAGUAACAUUUCCAUUAUCCAGAUGGUUGAGGUUUGAAUCCAUUCUUCCAGAUAUCCAAAAUCAUCUGCACAACAGAACAGACGAAGAAAUGAAAUGUCAUAUAGGAGGGGGAGUGUACGUCUCGAUUACUCCCGGAUAUGGUACAGUAGAUAUCAAACACUUUUGGAAGCCCGAUGAUGCCCUGGAACCGGUUCCAACUAGAAGAGGCGUGACCCUGAACAAAUACAAAUUGAACAGAUUACUACAGGCCCUUGAGGAAGUUCAACAGUCUGUUCCAGAAUUAAAUGACACCGAACUUUGUGCAUUCACAGAGUCCCAUCAAAAUCAGCUUGGGAUGUUGAAUUGCCCAGAAUGUAGUCCAUUUGGUUACGAGCCUAAGAUAGAUGUGUCCAUGGAAUGUAAUGUCGGUGACUUACAAGACACGCUGACAAUUGAAAGUGACAAUGAAUGA
Saccostrea echinata is the source of this 975-nucleotide messenger RNA. RefSeq lists its product as uncharacterized. NCBI's taxonomy places the organism in Eukaryota, Metazoa, Mollusca, Bivalvia, Ostreida, Ostreidae. Gene Ontology annotation, biological process: regulation of apoptotic process; regulation of DNA-templated transcription. Gene Ontology annotation, molecular function: DNA binding; death domain binding; protease binding. The record is from RefSeq and is a predicted model, not a curated record. The coding region runs from base 1 to 975 and encodes 324 amino acids. The transcript has a single exon.